AUGGCGUCGUCGACGAGCCCGUGGUACGGUGGGGGCUACGAUGUGUGGGACCCAUUCGACUGGCGGACGGGGUCGCCGUGGGACACCGGCCGCUUGUGGCCGGGAGGAGCCGGCGACGAAACCACCGCCCUGGCGCACACAUUCGUCGACUGGCGCGAGACGGACACCGCCCACAUCUUCACGGCCGAGAUCCCCGGGGCAAGGAAGGAGGACGUAAGGGUCCAGGUAGUGGAUCAGAACGUGCUGGAGAUAAGCGGCGAGAGGAUCAAGGAGGAGGAGAACGUGGGCGAUACGUGGCACAGGGUGGAGAGGCGGAGGGGCAGCUUCAGGAGGAGAUUCCGGUUGCCGGUGAACGCCAACCUGGACGACAUCAAGUGCUCCAUGGAACACGGGGUGCUGCGGGUGGUGGUGCCUAAGGUCGGCGCCUUGCCGCAGAGUAACGUCAGGCUCAUCGACAUCAGUUGA
This is a messenger RNA of Nymphaea colorata (pocket water lily), 465 nucleotides long. Its product is annotated as 18.1 kDa class I heat shock protein-like. The transcript is spliced from 2 exons. The record is from RefSeq and is a predicted model, not a curated record. Bases 1 to 465 code for a protein of 154 amino acids. Gene Ontology annotation, biological process: response to heat; protein folding; response to hydrogen peroxide. Lineage: Eukaryota; Viridiplantae; Streptophyta; Magnoliopsida; Nymphaeales; Nymphaeaceae.